Dalotia coriaria is the source of this 2264-nucleotide messenger RNA. RefSeq names its product hedgehog signaling protein (gene hh). The record is from RefSeq and is a predicted model, not a curated record. Gene Ontology annotation, biological process: regulation of gene expression; smoothened signaling pathway; intein-mediated protein splicing. Gene Ontology annotation, molecular function: calcium ion binding; patched binding. The transcript is spliced from 3 exons. Bases 287 to 1612 code for a protein of 441 amino acids. NCBI's taxonomy places the organism in Eukaryota, Metazoa, Arthropoda, Insecta, Coleoptera, Staphylinidae.
CAAGUAGUCGGCGCACGGCUCGCUCGUACACGAACGAAAAAAAGCUCAGGAGACGACGACAGAUUGCGACGCAAAAUUGCAACAACUGCAAUUGCAUCAAAUCAACACACAACCACACUCGACUCGGAUAUUUCUAACUGUGCGUUUUAUUAAUUAAUUUUAAAGUGUGCGGAUUAUAAAGUGCGUUUAGAGUGAAUUUCUUUAAGUUUUCAAAAGUGUGCGGAGUGGAUGGCGUUGGGAUGCGCCUAGUGAGUCGCACGUCAGCAGCAACGAGGGUGCACGCGUGAUGAAGCGGUGGUCGAGGGGCGGCGCGUUAAUCGCGCUGCUGGUGGCGGCAUGGUGCGUUGCCGGCGCCGCCGGCUGUGGACCGGGACGCGGCGCUGGCCGCCGCCGCGGGCCGCGCAAACUCACGCCGCUCGUCUUCAAGCAGCACGUGCCGAACGUCUCCGAGAACACGCUCACCGCCAGCGGGCUCUCCGAGGGCCGCAUCGACCGGCAGGACAAGCGAUUCUCGCAAGACCUCGUCCCCAACUACAACGGGGAUAUCAUCUUCAAGGACGAGGAGGGCACCGGUGCCGAUCGCCUUAUGACACAGAGAUGCAAAGAGAAAUUAAACACUCUUGCAAUUUCUGUAAUGAAUCAAUGGCCUGGUGUUCGAUUGCGAGUCACAGAGGGCUGGGACGAAGAAGGACUACAUGCCUCGGACUCCCUGCACUAUGAAGGACGAGCGGUGGACAUCACCACGUCUGAUCGUGAUCGAUCAAAGUACGGCAUGCUGGCGAGGCUCGCCGUGGAGGCCGGCUUCGACUGGGUUUACUAUGAGAGUCGAGCGCAUAUUCACUGCUCAGUGAAAUCAGAAUCUUCCCAAGCAGCCAAAUACGGCGGUUGUUUCACCGAAGACAGCACAGUAUUAACCCCGCAGGGUAAAAAGACAAUGUCCGAGGUGCAAGUGGGUGACUACAUCCAAUCCGUGGACCCAAUCACCCUGGAGACCACCUUCAGCGAGGUGUUCCUCUUCCUCGACUACAACCCCAACGAACGCCGCACGUUCCUCCGACUCCAUCUACGCUCCGGCCGGGUGCUCACCGUCACACCCACCCAUCUCAUCAUGACACGCGAUGUGCGCGACUCUGGUGCAGUGCGGACAAUGUACGCGGAUCGCCUUAGCGUCGGCGACGUGCUCUUCACCAGCUCGCAAAACGCGUCCACACAACAACUCAUCGCCGACGAGUUGAUACGAAUAGAAGCAGUUCUACGCACCGGGGUGUACGCCCCGCUGACGAAAGCCGGCACCGUCGUCGUCGACGGCGUCGCCGCCUCCUGCUACGCGACCAUCGACAGCGCUCGACUAGCGCACGCCGUGUUCGCCCCAUUAAGACUUUUAACUAAUUUACGCGAAGGUGUCGUACGGCUGUAUCACAUAGUGCGCAGUCCGCUGCGAGGCUGGCAUGCGCCAACCAAGACGAAAGAAGACAUCACCAAAGUGCUUAGUAAUGACAUUGACAAUCAUAUUGUCGCAAAUACAAACCCAACACCAAUUGGCGUGCAUUGGUACGCACGCACCUUGUACAUCUUCGGCGAUGUGCUUAUACCAUCACACAUGCGGUCAUAGAACGGCUGUAUUUAAAUAAUUCCAAUGUGUACCCCCAGUGAUUUAAUAACCCUCGACGAUGGCGCUACCAUUGUUAUCUUCGGUACACGGUAGAGAUGAUUUUUAUGCGUCCAUUGAAUGAAAAUUAAAUCGUGACUCAAUAACGUCCAGCGGUGAGCAGCGUCUGGAACUUUCAAAUUCUCACGCGUGUUCACAUCGUGAGUGAAAACUUGUAGCAGCGCAGAUUAACCAGAAACGCGCGCAACCACACGGCCAGUGAUCGUUUAUCUAAAACAGUUAAAUAAUAAUAUUUAUAUAUCGUGUGUGCGAUUGGAAUCGUCGCACGUUUCAAAUGUACUAGAAUUUUGUAAUAUAAUAUAUUGAUCGUAUGUAACAUUAUUUAAUUUAUCAUUUUAAAGGUAUAAUAGUGAUUAAAUGCAUAAUAUUACAUAGCUAUUGUACUUACUAUUUAAAUUAUGAGUUUAUUAUUUAAGCGACACACACUGACACACACACACAUUGACUUUGUACAUUCCGUUUUUGUAUUUUAUUUUUGAUUUUGUACAUAGAUCCAACCAUAUUGUAACAUAUUUAUUUCUCUUUUCUCGUCUUCUUGUAUUAUUUUCUGUUUUUUAUUUUAUAAAUAUGAAUAAAUUACAAUUUAUUAAUGAUA